AUGAAAGGAGGUGAAUUUGUAGCAGCACAGGAUGGACACAGGGCUCGUCCAACCCACUGCAACCCAAAACAGGUGGAGGAUGUGCGAGUCGCUCAGGUGCAUAAGGCCCAGCACCAGCUGCAGGACGCUCUGCUCCGGAGCCUGUACGGCAUCGCAUCCAUUGGUCACCGCCAGAAGCCGCAGCAGACACCGCAGGCGGCCUCCAACGACUCACGAGUCAUGCCCGACGCGGCGGCCACUGGCGACGCGACGGUGGAGCGGCAGCUGGCCCCGUUGCGGAUUAGGUCCACUAGGGGGAUUACUGCUGACGGGCUCUCUAGACCCCCGGGCAGUUGUGGACGGCUGGGGCCCCCCUUUCCGCCUCCUCCGGGGGCUUCUCCGGGAGCUUCUCUCCGUGGGAGGGCCCUGCAGACCGCCGCCGCCGCCGCCGCCACCGUCAGUAGUGACGUGCUGGAUGCCGUACACUCUGUACAACAGCUGCGGCAGCGAUCUGAGGCUGCCAAGGGUACAGCGACCCGGUGGGCUGCCACUGAAGAGGAGAAGGUGGUGCUGUCCAAGCUCAUUUGGCUGCUGGCUGCCAUAGGGAGCAGCAGUGGCGGUGGCGGUGGCGGUGGCGGUGGCGGUGGCGGUGGCGGUGGCGGUGGCGGUGGCGGUGGCGGUGGCGGUGGCGGUGGCGGUGGCGGUGGCGGUGGCGCUGCAUAUGUCAAACGUGUGGCCGAUUUUGAGCCUAUACCGCUUCCCUGCAAGCGCCCAACGGCUAACCCUGGCCAGGAUGCGCCUCGGCCUACUACUACCGGGCGUAUAGGCAUUGUACGACCCGUGGUGACACCGUUGGCUUCCCCGAAUGCCCCGGCUACGGCUACCCAGGCUCAUCAGCCACAGGAGCCAGCAGCCCCGGGUGCGCCACCUCCAGAACGUACUGCCGCAACCGGAGGUACCGUCCCAGCUCAGCGAGGCAUUGCCAGCGCUGAACCUCGUCUCCGUCGACGAGUAGCUGAGUCUGGCAGCCGCACCGAUCCGAUUCCUGCGGACCCACAAGAGGAAGAACGGCGUAUUGCUGAGGACAUCAUCCAUAAGGUCAACAAGUAUGCACUACCAUUGAGUACAACGCUACGGUGCAACCCUAUUAGCAUCUACACGAAGGUGAGCCAACGGCCUCAGGCCGCUGUAUUGAUGCCUCGGCCGUCAACAUGGAAGCUGGUUGAGCGCCGUCUUGCUCAGCAUCGUUUGACCAACGAUUAUACUCUCGUGUAA
Messenger RNA from Volvox carteri f. nagariensis, 1254 nucleotides. RefSeq lists its product as uncharacterized. The record is from RefSeq and is a predicted model, not a curated record. Bases 1 to 1254 code for a protein of 417 amino acids. Lineage: Eukaryota; Viridiplantae; Chlorophyta; Chlorophyceae; Chlamydomonadales; Volvocaceae. The transcript is spliced from 9 exons.